Messenger RNA from Amaranthus tricolor (Joseph's coat), 1973 nucleotides. RefSeq lists its product as uncharacterized. The coding region runs from base 249 to 1322 and encodes 357 amino acids. NCBI's taxonomy places the organism in Eukaryota, Viridiplantae, Streptophyta, Magnoliopsida, Caryophyllales, Amaranthaceae. The record is from RefSeq and is a predicted model, not a curated record. The transcript is spliced from 9 exons.
CAAUAAAUAACCUACAACCGAAUAUUUUCUCUAACAACUACUCAAAUAAAUGAUUUAACAGCUAGAAUGCUACUAAUAAUUGGUCGAAUGGUGUGCAAAAUGUAAGCACUGAGGCGCUUGGGUGCCGAAUAGCCCGUACACUUCGAUUUCUGACAAAUACUCAACCCUAAAACGACGCUAUUGCUUCGACCCAUUUCCAAGGAGCGAGAAAUCCGAACACUUACUAUAUUCACUGACUUCGACCUUCUAUGGCGGACAAUCAAGGGGAAAGCCACCUAUCUGCUGCGGCCAUGGCAACGUCGACUUCUUCUUUACAGACACAAGCUCUAUUGCAAAGUUCUACCAAACCUUUUUUUGUAUGGAGGGAAUUUUUAUGGGGAGCUCUUGCCGGAGGCUUUGGUGAAGGACUGAUGCACCCAAUUGAUACUGUGAAGACAAGGAUUCAAAGUCAAGCUAUUUUGAGUGGAUCUCAACAUCAAAAAACUGUGUUACAAAUGAUUAGAACUGUUUGGGCUGGUGAUGGAAUAAGAGGGUUCUACAGAGGAGUUAUUCCUGGAGUUACUGGCUCUCUUGUAACUGGAGCAACUUAUUUUGGUUUCAUUGAGUCUACUAAAAAGUGGAUUGAAGAAUCACACCCUAGCCUUGGAGGUCAUUGGGCCCACUUCCUUUCUGGAGGCAUGGGGGAUACACUUGGGUCCUUUGUAUAUGUUCCAUGUGAAGUGAUAAAGCAACGAAUGCAGAUUCAGGGUACAAGUAAUUCCUGGAGUAUUGUUACCUCAAAAGCCAAGAGUUGUAAGAUUCCUGGAGUGCAGAUGUAUGGUUAUUAUAAUGGAAUGUUUCAUGCUGGCCGCUCAAUAUGGAAUGAACAAGGGCCAAAGGGCCUAUAUGCCGGGUAUUGGUCUACAAUAGCAAGAGAUAUGCCAUUUGCUGGUCUAAUGGUAAUGUUCUAUGAAGCAUUGAAAGAUCUGACAUAUUAUGGGAUGAAACCGUGGCAUUGUGAUGCAGACUACCAGAUCAAUGGUAGUCUAGAGGGUUUGAUUCUAGGAGGAGUAGCUGGAGGUUUGAGUGCUUAUGUCACAACUCCAUUAGAUGUCAUCAAGACUAGAUUGCAAGUCCAAGGGCCUGAUUUAAGGUACAAAGGCUGGUUUCAUUGCAUCCAUAGGACAUGGGUGAUUGAAGGCGCAAAAGGAUUGUUCAGAGGUAGCAUCCCAAGAGUCGUAUGGUAUGUUCCAGCCUCUGCUUUGACAUUCAUGACUGUAGAAUUCCUCAGAGAGAAGUUCAAUAGAGGAUCAGAAAAUGAACAGUUGCGGAUCAGAAAAUGAACAGAAAGUUUCCGGCAUCUCAAAAAUGGAAUUGGAAGGUUCUUAAGUGAAUUGUCUCAGGAACACUCGAGAUACUGACAAUUUUUUCCCCUGCAUGACUUUUUCGUGCAUACAGAAGGGAUAUUGUUGUAUAGAUUCACUAAUCAUUUAGCAUACGUGUAGUUCCCCUUGUAGAGUUGACUGAGAUAAGGCCAUAAGCGAAUGAACAUUAGCAGAUUCCCAAUUUUGAAUUGAGAAGAUUUUUCGACUGAUACUUGUAUUCUUUCUGUAACAUGGUACUGUUCCGAUGCCUUAAUGUUCUCGGUUCAAAUACAAAAAUUGUACUCUGUAAAAUUCCAAUAUAUCAAAAUAAAUUUUUGCAAUGAAAACAAUCAAUGAAUUUCCUUUUUGAUUACAUUUUCGUUUGAAUAUUGUGUAAUCUUCAUUCAUGGUUUGUUUCUUUAUAAAUUGGGGGACCUCAAUAUUUGCUGUAAUUAUUUAGAUCAAUUUAUUUGUGACACAUCUGGUUAUAUAGGAUGGUUCAUCAUUGAAGUCAAAAACAUUCAUGACGUCAUUCCAUCCAAUUUUCUAAUGAUCUAUAUGUUCUGAUACGAUUACCAAAUUCUCGGUAAAUGAUCAAUUAGACACACCCCAAUAGCAGCAGCCUCAUGA